UUUCCCUUAAAAAUUGUCAAAGUGUCAGGGCUUGUCAAUCUGUGACUAACUAUUCGGGGGGUUUCGUUAAAUUUCCGUUAACAAAAUUGGUCGUAAUGGAGCUAGUAUCAGCCCCAGAUCCCCACUUCAUUCCAGGAUACACCGGGUUUUGCCCCCAGUACAAGUACCGCAUUGGAGACACUUACGGUACUACCACUCAUAAACUCCUCCUAGACCCGACUGUACACCAUGCGGAAAAACUCGUUCUGUCGGAUAGGCUAGCCGACGAUUACCAGGUGGUACGACCGCCACAACGCGACAUCGACAUCGUAAACGCCCGAGCUGUGACCAACGACACCAUCUACAAACACCCAAUAAUCCCCGGCUACGAAGGUUUCGUACCAAGAGAACACAACCUCAUGGGCCAACGCUUCACGGUUCAAGCAACCGAAGCCCUAGCCGAGUUCGAGAAGCUUCAAAGCGCCGAUAAACAAGCCCUUCACGAGUUGUUGCGAAUAGGAGCGGUGCAAGACGCGAAGUGGUACCCCAACACCCUUUCCGACAGAGAGUUGACUAGUACUCAAUUCAAACUACCUUUAACCGACGUACGACCCGAAUGUGCCGGUAUUUUGAGGAACCUUCCCCAAGUGGAAGCACCUCUUACGCCCCCACGACACUCACCUAGUCCCUACUUCAUGGAUAACACCGAUCCCGAAAAGUACUUCAAAAAAGGUUUUGCAGGGCAUGUACCUUUCGGGUACGCCGCGUUCGGCAAGACCAACGAAGCGAUGACUAACAGUACCUUGUGUGACUUCACGUCUAACUAUCGCAAGAGAUUGAGUACCGAGUGGGCACCGGUUACCAUCAGUCGCGCCGAUCCUCCUCUUUUGAUCAAACCGACGGAGAUUUACCACAAACAUAUCGGGCAACUACCCAACUACGGCGGGCAUAUUCCGGGAGCCAUCUUCAGGUUUGGAAAAACGUACGGGAAUGACUCACGAGACGCGAAAAGGUGGCUGAGAGGGGACUACAACUAAGAUUUACACAAGUACGAUUUUUAUAAAUCUUGAGGUACUACAACAAUUUACGAACGAUUAGUUUAAUUGGAGUUUCCAGUUUCUAAAUGCCUGUGCUGCUUUAUCUAAGUAAGCGUCCGUCUGGAAAAAAGGAAAUAAAAACUGGUUUACAUAGA
Molecule: messenger RNA, 1171 nt
Organism: Zophobas morio
Lineage: Eukaryota; Metazoa; Arthropoda; Insecta; Coleoptera; Tenebrionidae
Product: CIMIP2 protein CG18335-like
Exons: 7
Coding region: 96-1016 (306 amino acids)
Source: RefSeq, a predicted model, not a curated record